AUGAAUACAGAUAAUACAGCAAAUACUAGUACUUCCCAACCUACUAUACAAUAUUAUCCCAACAACCACCAACAAGGAACUUCAUCAUCUACAAGACACAACCACGAGUUUAAUGCUGCUACAACCCUACAACAGACGAAACAGACCGACCAAAGCACAGCCGUGCAGCAAGGUAAUUGUCCACUAACCCCUCUCCUCAACAACCUUAUCAUCAACUCCCCAAUCACACAGCCUAGCGCAGAUACAACUAUCACCCCGAGUACUCAGCACUUUCCGGCUUCACUAAUACCCAGGCUGCCCACAUUGAGAGAAUCAGACUGUGGUGGAUCCUCAACUGUUGGUAAUUUCGUUGACCUCAUCAAGUUCAAUCACAAAACCCUGAAGGCAAACAUGAAGUACAACGAAGAGGAGCAAACAUUACAAACUGCCGAGGGUGGUGUCAUAGCCAUCAGAAAUAGUGUUCCUAUUGAACCUAGGUUCAAAGUUCAUGAACAUAUUCAAA
Messenger RNA from Dentiscutata erythropus, 502 nucleotides. Lineage: Eukaryota; Fungi; Glomeromycota; Glomeromycetes; Diversisporales; Gigasporaceae. The record is from the annotation of a GenBank genome assembly.